AGAACUCAAACGGAAGUACCCUCACUUCCGCUUUGCACGAGGGCGCCACUCAUUCGGACACUGUGUAGAGAGCAAAGUUGACGCUGGUUCUUCCGAGUGCCAGAAGAAUGGACGACGCAGCCAUUGACAGUUUAAUCCUGAAGCUCCACGAUGUGAACGCGGUGAAGUUUGGCGAAUACAAGCUCAAGAGCGGCUUGCUGACACCGAUUUAUAUCGACCUGCGGGUGCUGGUGUCCCACCCAGCCCUCAUGAAUCAGGUCUCAAGCCUCAUCUACCAGCGUGUUCGGGAAGAGGGCCUUCAGUUUGACUCCGUGUGCGGAGUUCCCUACACGGCUCUGCCCUUAGCCACCAUUAUCUGCUCCAGACAUGAAAUCCCCAUGCUCAUCCGGCGGAAAGAGGCCAAGGACUACGGCACCAAGCGGCUGGUGGAGGGGUCGUUUAAAGAGGGGGACCGGUGUCUGGUCAUCGAGGACACGGUGACCAGCGGCAGCAGCAUCCUGGAGACGGCGGACGUGCUCCAGAACGAAGGCCUGAAGGUGACCGACGCCGUUGUGUUAAUGGACAGGGAGCAAGGCGGCGUGGAAAUGCUGGACUCCCGGGGCAUUCGUCUCUUCCCCGUCAUCGGCCUGUCCAGGCUGCUGGACGUGCUUCUCUCGGCCAAACGCAUCGACGGCCAAACCGACCAGUCCGUCCGCACGUUCUUACGGGAGAACAACACUUUCAGGCCCGGGAAGCAGAACGGAGCCGGCGCCCCCGUCCCCAAGAAGCCGUGCGUGGAGCCGAAGCGGGAGCAGAGCUACGCAGACAGAGCCCAGCUACCGGGCGUCCACCCGCUGGCGUCCAAACUGCUGAGGAUCAUGGAGGAGAAGCGGUCCAACCUCUGCCUGUCGGCCGACGUAAGCACCGGCGAGGAGCUGCUGCAGCUGGCCGAGUCGCUCGGCCCAAAGAUCUGCAUGCUGAAGACCCACGUGGACAUCCUGAAGGUGUGUGUGUGUGGGGGGGAGGGAGGGAGACAAAACGCCAGAUGGGAGCGAACGCGCUCAUGCCGUUGUGACGUGUGCCGGCAGGACUUCACGGCGGCCUUCAGCCAGAAGCUGCAGGCCUCAGCCGAGAAGCACAACUUCCUGCUGUUUGAGGACCGGAAGUUUGCCGACAUCGGGAACACGGUGAAGCACCAAUACGGGGAAAAGGACGGGGGUCCCAGCAUUGUGAUCGGUGUGUCCCGUCGUGCAGGUGGGAUUUUCCAGAUCUCCUCGUGGUCCCACGUGGUGAACGCCCACGCCGUGCCGGGGCCCGGGGUGGUGCAGGGGCUGAGGGAGGUGGGGAAGCCCCUGGGGCGCGGCUGCCUGCUCAUUGCCCAGAUGAGCUCCCAGGGGUCCCUCGCCGCCGGCGACUACACGAAGGCGACGCUGCAGAUUGCAGAGCAGCACGCCGACUUUGUGAUCGGAUUCAUCUGCGGCUCGAAGAUUACAGAGAGGCCAGAGUUCAUCCACAUGACCCCCGGGGUGCAGCUGGAGGCUGGAGGCGACAAAUUGGGCCAGCAGUACACCACCCCGGAGGAAGUCAUCGGCCGCAAAGGCUCUGACAUCAUCAUCGUGGGACGGGGCAUCCUGGAAGCCUCCGAUAGGCUGAAGGCCGCGGAGUCGUACAGAAAGUCGGGCUGGGACGCCUACACUAAGAGAGUGAGCGUUCAGUGAGGGCUCGCGGGAGGAAUCUGGAUCGCCGCGUCUAAUUUCAACCUCAAAAUACAACUACGAGAACCUCCUCUAAAUGUGCUGUCCUUUGACACGGUCACUUUGCAGAACCGGGCGGUAACACCUCCUCAAAAUCACAACUACACGGUUCACUUUCCAGGGGUAACUACCCCGUAAUGCUGCACGUGGCCAGUUUUCCGGUAUUCCCCAUAUUUCCAGUAAUGUGAACAGUAUUAUGUCCCUGUUGAGUGUUACAGAAUCUCAUACCUGGUCUGUUCAACCAGUCGGAUCUGCUUUACUAAAUUAUAAAUACUAAAUACUACUAACUGACGAAAUCCACUGACCUAGUGCACACGUUUAAUGUAAAUCUUCAAGUGCUAAAUGAAGAUUUACAGAUCAGAGAAAUGUCUGGGGUAAUUAAAACCGUUUUAUUUCUGCUCUUUAACACUUUAAAUCACAGAUAUAUAUAUUUUUUUUUUGUCACUCAGCAAUCAAUCUUGAGCUGCAGCUUUACAGCUUUAUCACAAUUUUUUUUUUCUUUUUGUAAGUGUAGAUUCAUUCCAGGCUCUCUGGCUCUUAUGCACCACCACUGACUCCAAAGCAACACAGUGGGUUUGUGGGCCAGUUGAACAGAGUGGUUGACCUGUGUGCUAAUUGAAUUUAUAAGCCUAUGCCGUUUGUCAUGUUGUUUCUGCUGUUCAGACAUUGUGACCCGAGAUCAUUGUGACUGAAUUAGGAUUUAGGUUUGUUGCUGUUUUGAUAAGGAAAAUUAGUGUGCCGUCCAUGUUUGAUUUUAUUAACAAACUGAAAUAGUGCAAAAUGUCACAUGAUCUGGGGACUGGGUUCAUCAAUUGGUGCGUGCACGUGAAAAGAUUCAAUUAAGGUUGCCUCAAGCAGGAUUUUGUGUCGUGAUGGCUGAGCUACAUGCAGUUCACCAGCUUUAUAUUUGACUGUUCUCCAUGAUCCUGAGGUUUCUCUUCCCAACCAUUUCAAAGGAUAAAUUAUUUUUGAAUGAGCCUUAAUACAUCCAUCUCAAUACAUUACGAAGUAGGUUUAUGAUUGCAUGUUAUUUUAUACAAUUUUGCUGGACAGUAUUUCAUACAUUUUUAUAAACAGUAUUUCACACUAGAAUUUUCAAAGUCAUUACUUGAUUUUUGUCAUUUCUGGACUUGAUUAAAAUAAACUCCUAU
Menidia menidia (Atlantic silverside) is the source of this 2884-nucleotide messenger RNA. The record is from the annotation of a GenBank genome assembly. NCBI's taxonomy places the organism in Eukaryota, Metazoa, Chordata, Actinopteri, Atheriniformes, Atherinopsidae.